CCAGCAGCGGCCGGACCGGAGGACCGGAGCCGCUGGGUGAGCGUCAGAGCGCGGAUGAUCGUCCUCUGUGUCGGCGAGGCGUGCGGUUCGCUGUCACAGAUUCACUUCAACGCUGCUCGCGUUUGAUUUUCUGCCCAACUCCCAGCAGGCUAAAAAAGCUCUCGAGCUCGGACCCAACAUGGGUUAGAAAGAAAAGCGACCUAUGGAUUAUCCACUUUGUGCACUUCGCCGAGAAUGAUGGGGGGGAGAGAAACGGACUUGUUUUCGCAGAGACAUCCUGACAAAGACGGGGACUGAGAGGGAAACGAGAUUGGGAUUCGCUGCUUCUCUCUGUCUCGCUUCGCAUCUUUUUUUUUUUUUUUAAAUCAUUUAUACUGUGUAUUUUUCAUAUUUUUUUUCUUCAUUUUUUUUUUUUUUUUGAUUAUUUCCCCGCGUGUGUGCGAGACAGAGAAAUGUUUGCAGAAUUGCUGUGCAGCGCCGUGGCUCUGGUCCUGUAUGUCAACACUCUGGGCGCCGAUUUCUGCUACGAUGACAGCCGUGCAAUCAAGACUAACCAGGACCUGCUUCCAGAGACCCCCUGGACAAAUAUCUUUUACGAUGACUUCUGGGGCACCUUGCUCACACACAGUGGCAGCCAUAAGUCUUACCGGCCCCUCUGCACCCUCUCCUUCCGCCUCAACCACGCUGUGGGUGGGCUGGAGCCCUGGGGUUACCACCUGGUUAACGUGGCUCUCCAUGGGGCUGUGACAGGCCUGUUUACCUCCCUGGCUCGCCUGCUGCUCGGAGGAGGCCUGUGGAGCCUGCUGGCCGGCCUGCUAUUCGCAUCUCACCCCAUCCACACCGAGGCGGUGGCGGGCGUGGUGGGCCGGGCGGAUGAAGGGGCCGCCCUGUUCUUCUUGCUGUCCCUGCUGUGCUACAUGCGCCACUGUGGGCUGCGGGGCCACGCCGGGCCCUGGCGGCUCGUGGCCUGGUUCCUGGGCAGCCUGGGCUGCGCUGCAUGCAGCAUGCUGUGGAAGGAGCUCGGCGUGACCGUCCUGGCUGUAUCGGCGCUGUACGACGUCUGCGUUUUCCACAAGCUCAAGUUGCGACAGGUCAUCAUGCUCCUCUACAAGAGAAAGAACGUCCACCUGCUGCUGAAUGUGUUCUUGCUGGCAGCCUGGGGAGCCGUCCUGUUGGCCUGCCGCUUCUACUGGAUGGGCAACAAACCCCCCAACUUCUCCAACUCCGACAACCCGGCAGCCGACUCGCCCUCGCUCCUCACCAGGAUGCUUACUUUUUCCCACCUACCUGCGGUCAACUUUUGGCUUCUCCUUUGCCCAGACACGCUCAGCUUUGAUUGGUCAAUGGACGCCCUGCCUUUGAUCAGGAGCCUUGCGGAUUGGAGGAACUUUCACACAGCAGUCUUCUACCUUGGAUUGCUCUUGCUGGCUUGGUUCAGCCUGUGGACGCACCAGAUGGCUAAGGGCAAGGAGACCAAUGGCAAAGUGCAUCCUUACACCAAUGGCAGAAACGGGAACAGUAAUGGACACAGUUACCAGUAUAACAAUCAUGAACAUAAGAACAAUUCCCACACAGACGCUCACAUUAAUAAUGCACAAAAUGGUGCCAAUAAGCACUAUGAGAGCAGGACUCCACUGCCCACCACUGAAAAUAUCGUGGUGUUCUCUCUAGGCCUGUUGGCUAUCCCUUUUCUCCCUGCCACAAACUUGUUUUUCUAUGUGGGUUUUGUGAUAGCAGAGAGAGUAUUAUAUAUUCCCAGCAUGGGCUUUUGCCUUCUGGUGGCAGUGGGGAUGAGGUCUCUGUACGUCCGUCUGCGACGCAGGUCCUCCAGGGCGAUGUUGGUGUACUGCAGCGCUGCCGUAGUUCUUCUUUUCAGUGUCAAAACUGUUUUAAGGAACCGGGACUGGCAGAAUGAGGAGAUGCUCUACAAGUCAGGGAUUUAUGUCAAUCCUGCUAAAGCUUGGGGCAACCUUGGAAAUGUCCUGAAGAGCCAGGGCGAGAUGGAGGAAGCUGAACAGGCGUACAGAAAUGCCCUGUAUUACCGCAGCAACAUGGCUGACAUGCUCUAUAACCUCGGUUUGCUGCUACAGGAGAGCAACAAGUUCUCCGAGGCACUCCAUUACUAUAAGCUGGCCAUUGGGAGUCGGCCAACUCUGGCUUCGGCCUACUUGAAUACGGGCAUCAUCCUGAUGAAUCAGGGUCGCCUAGAUGAGUCCAAGCGCACCUUUCUGACCUGCGCUGACAUCCCAGAUGAGAACCUGAAGGACCCCCACGCCCACAAGAGCUCCGUCACCAGCUGCUUGUACAACCUGGGCAAGCUGCUCCAUGAACAGGGACACCAGGAGGAGGCCCUCACAGUGUUUAAAGAAGCAAUACAGAAAAUGCCAAGACAAUUUGCACCACAGAGCCUCUACAACAUGAUGGGAGAGGCCUACAUUAGACUGAACAAGCUGACUGAUGCUGAACACUGGUACCGAGAGUCCCUGCGAGCCAAGCCGGACCACAUUCCCGCACACCUCACCUAUGGCAAACUCCUGGCUAUGACGGGGCAGAAAACAGAAGCGGAGAGGUACUUCCUGAAGGCCAUCCAACUUGAUCCCGCAAAAGGCAACUGCUACAUGCAUUAUGGUCCACAGAGUUUGACUGUAAACACAGCCGCACUCCAUAUCAGUUCCAGUGCAGCCCACAUGCUCAGACAAGCCAGCCUAAACGAGGCAGCCGAGAAGUAUUACGGACAAGCGGCGAGCCUGAGACCCAACUAUCCUGCCGCCUUGAUGAACCUGGGGGCCAUCCUCCACCUCAACGGGAAGCUGCAAGAAGCUGAAGCCAAUUACCUCCGAGCACUUCAACUGAAACCGGAUGACACCAUCACCCAGUCCAACUUGCGUAAGCUGUGGAACAUAAUGGAGAAACAGGGCCUGAGGACCAGCAGCCCCUGAGCUCACCCUGCCCACCUAUACCUGCCAUCUGUACGCCAGACCUGGGGGAAAAGGACGGCAUACACGCUCCUCUUUUUCUCUUCUCAUCCAGGAAAGAUGGGAGAAACUCAGGGAGGAUGUUUGCUCAGAGAGGCCAUGACUGUGCUGCACAGCCCGCCUAAUAACUCCCUGAGCUCUGCAUACACCUCAGGCCAGAAGCUUUCUGAGAAGCAUUGCUCACAGUUUGGCAGGCGCUGCGUGGUAUUUGGACUCUUUAGAACUCUCACAGGAACCACAUGUUUGUUUGUUUUCUUUUUAUUUCUUUUAUAACUAGAGCACUUGAACUUGAAGUGAGACCAUAGGUACAUCCUUCAGCAUUUGUGAUGAAUUAGGUUUUUUUUUUUUUUUUAAAUAAGCAAUUGCAGUUGAAAGGGGUGAAAUUUGUCCCCAAGCAGUGUGAGAUGAAGAGAGAAAAGAAUCUCAGAGCAUUGCACUGAGGGUAUUUUCCAUCACCAUUUAUUAAAGUUCUUGGUUUGAUCUGAUGUUCCAUCUUGAUAAUGACGAAAAAAGGCAACAUGAAGGACUGGAUGCCAUCUAAAAUCACCAAAUUAAGUUAAAAUCAUAAAAAAAAACUCCAUUCACGUCCUCAACUGGUCACACACAUAAGAUUACACACAUAAUCACAUUAUGAAGAUAGGAAAAAUUAGCACCAUCACUGCAAACCAUUUGUGACAGUCCUGAUAUUUGGUGAAAACUUGAAAAAGGGAAUUUAAUUUGGUAGCCAUAACAGCACAACAAUAGCCUCUAAAAGCUCCACGAAGGCUGGACUUUGUCAAAUACAGUAUGUUUUGACAAAAGAAAUCUGAAAAGCAAAGGAAGUGAGACUUUGUAAUGCCUUUAUAAUAAAAGGUAGGAAUCUUCUCUAGCAGUGUGUGGCAUUUAUACCACUACUGCUUUUUUAUUCAGCACUGGCAAGGAAGCAAAGUCACCAUGGUUGCUUACAAACUUGUUUGUCGGCAAACAGUAAGAAGCUAUGAAUGGAAAUAACAAGAUAGCAGGUACAGUAGUUUUUGGGUGCACGUUUCCCCACACGCCUGAAGCUUUUACGAAACAAGCGUGCGGAGCUGAAACCGAUGAAAGAGUUCUUCUAACCAAAUACGAAAGCUAUGCCGAUGCACGCCAUUUCAUCACAGAACAAUUACACGGACAUCGUCUGAGGGAAAUGUUUUAAUGCCUAUGUUUUUGUUGGAAUAAAACUUAAUUUCUUUGUGUUUUGUAUAAAUGAAUCCUAAUAUAUACCUACGUUGUGUAUAGUAUACAGAAAAUCUUGCAGCAAAAAAGUAGCCAGACUUAAAGUGGAAGCUCAGAUACUGAGCGAGUUUGGUUUGUUACAUGAAAUAUUUCCCAUAUUGUCAAAACUCACUCUUAAGGUCUCAUUUUGUAUAUAUUCUGAGUAAUUAACAUCUAUGUGUUUUUUGUUGUUGUUGUUGUUGUUGUCAGCAUACAGUAAGUGAAACGGCACCUUGCGGGAAGUAAGAAUAUGUACAGUGUUUGUGAUCGUUUGUUAUUGGCCACAAACCUCCUGAACUGUCUGCAUCCUUAGUUUAUACAUCGUAAGUUAUUGCUUUGUGUUACCUUAGCAACAGAACCAGCUGGAACUGUGUUUUUACUUGUGAAAUGAAGGAAUGUGAUGUACACGUUUGUGGUCAUUGCUGAGAAAAAAAUCUCCAAAUGCAGUUGAGUGGCUCAUUAUUGGUAAGCACCUACAAUGGAGGAUAAAAACGUUGAAUAUAUACAGUAUGUCACUUGUUGCAGUCACAAUGUUUUUAACACUGUUCUGUUUUUGACUGUGAUGGUCACUAGUGAUAUGUUGAGUAAGAUAAUCACAAUUCACCUGACACACAGCCCGUAAAGCGCUUGCUAAGUUCUCCUGUGUAUACAAAGUGUUCAUGAAGAAACACAGAUUAUUGUUAUUGCUCGAGUGAAGAUAAAAAAAAAAAAAAAAAAAAAAACGGUUUUCACUCUGUGUCUCUGCUCAGGGAUCUCAAGCGGUGGGUUAUUGCAGAAACUUGUUCACAGAGCGUUUACUAAAUUAAAGAUUUAUUUUUGAACGUUGUCGUAUUUGUAUAAAUUAUCGAGAUUUGUAGCCUUUUUCUCCUUUUUGUAAUAUAACGAUGAACAAUGUGCCAGAAUAGACCUUUUUUUUUUUUUUUCUUCCCAAUGUUGCUUUUUCCACAAUAAAUUUAUGGUGUUCUG
Messenger RNA from Perca fluviatilis (European perch), 5174 nucleotides. It is a transcript of the gene tmtc2b, whose product is annotated as transmembrane O-mannosyltransferase targeting cadherins 2b. Gene Ontology annotation, biological process: protein O-linked glycosylation via mannose. Bases 453 to 2939 code for a protein of 828 amino acids. The transcript has 13 exons. The record is from RefSeq and is a predicted model, not a curated record. Gene Ontology annotation, molecular function: mannosyltransferase activity; protein binding. Gene Ontology annotation, cellular component: endoplasmic reticulum membrane. NCBI's taxonomy places the organism in Eukaryota, Metazoa, Chordata, Actinopteri, Perciformes, Percidae.